GGUGUUGGAAAAAAAUCAUUCCAGUUGUCGUAUGAAAUGGUCGAAGGCAUAUCUUUGGUGCUUUGUUUACCUACUAUCAAUUUGAACGUGUUUUAACUAGCAGUGAAAAUAAACAGUAAAAUAGCAUAAUCAAACGGAACAUUAAGCAAUUGUGGCACGAAACGAAUGGGAAAGUGAUUAAUAUUAUCCCUGUAUCAUAGCAAUGUCUUCCAAAACAUAUUCCACGGUAGAGUGUAUGUUUGUACUCUUGCUAACCUCAUCCUUGGCCGGUUUAUCUGGAUCGCGUACAAAUACGUUCCCAGUUCUCGUCGAGGCGAAAGAUGUUGAGAAUGUCCCAGAGCUAGAUUUGUCCAAAAUGAUCAACGAGAAUGUUUACUCCAAAAUAUUUGUACGGAAACGCGAAGAGCACAAACUGCUGGUAAAUCAUCUUCAAUCCAUUGACGAUUAUGGGAAACGCUACAAGCUGAUGAAAAUAGGAAUUGAUGAAAUCAUUCGAAUAAUCCGGGAAGAAGGAGGAAAACUGCGUGGGAAUAAAAUCACAUCGGAAUCGGAGUUUCCCAAACUGCAGGAACUGAUCAAUGCGCUGGCACAGUUCCUCGAGAAUACGUGUCUUUUCGGUGAAAUGGUUUUACACUUUCCCGACAUGUCCUAUCGCAUACUGAAGAAUGUUUCCGACUGGCGCACGCUAAUGACAGACGCGUUGAACUACAGCAAAGCUUUUAUACAAAUUUUGGAUGAAAAAUCCAUAGAAUUGCUCAAUUUGCUUAAUCAAGAGAUGAACGAAGACCAACGAACACCAGAUUACGUCAAUCCAUAUCGGGAGACCGCUUCAACGACCGAACCACCCAAGGACAAGCCAAAGAAAAAAAUCAAAUCGAAAAAAGGACCAUCUUUGUCACAAGCGAAAACAGAGUUAUAACGCACACCGUUCCGGUUGUAGAAAAUGAUUUCAUUCGCUUAAAUAUACGCUUAUACGAGAAAUUUA
This is a messenger RNA of Anopheles funestus (African malaria mosquito), 985 nucleotides long. Its product is annotated as coiled-coil domain-containing protein 134-like. The transcript has 3 exons. Lineage: Eukaryota; Metazoa; Arthropoda; Insecta; Diptera; Culicidae. The record is from RefSeq and is a predicted model, not a curated record. The coding region runs from base 203 to 919 and encodes 238 amino acids.